AUGGCAAGUCAAGUUUCACCUACUCUCAAGACCACGCCUUCGUCACAGUUAAUCACCUUGGCAGCUGGAUGCUUCUGGGGAGUGGAGCUGUUUUUCAGAAAGCGUUACAGAGAUAACGGCAUAGUAGAUAUCAAGGUUGGAUAUGCAAAUGGUAUCAGUAGUUUCGGAAAAGUCAACUAUCAGCAAGUUUGCUCUGGUACCACUAAUUUUGCUGAAUGCGUUCAAAUAUCAUAUGAGCCAUCUGUAUUGAACCUCAAAGAGUUACUUCAAAUAUUUUUCAGAAUGCAUAAUCCUACAACUCUCAAUGCACAGGGACCAGAUGUCGGGACUCAAUAUCGGUCAGCUAUUUUCACUCACAGUGAGGAAGAUAAUAAAAUAGCAUUACAAGUAAAAGAAGAAAUGCAAAAGACUUGGUAUCCAAACCACCAAAUCACAACAAUUAUUGAGCCUAUCAGAACAUUCUAUGAUGCAGAGGAUUACCACCAGCAAUACUUGAAAAAGAAUCCUAGUGGAUAUGAAUGCCCUACUCACUUUUUGAGAACUAAGCCAAUGGCUUGA
This is a messenger RNA of Priceomyces carsonii, 558 nucleotides long. It is a transcript of the gene MXR1, whose product is annotated as peptide-methionine-S-sulfoxide reductase. The coding region runs from base 1 to 558 and encodes 185 amino acids. Gene Ontology annotation, molecular function: peptide-methionine (S)-S-oxide reductase activity. NCBI's taxonomy places the organism in Eukaryota, Fungi, Ascomycota, Pichiomycetes, Serinales, Debaryomycetaceae. The transcript has a single exon. The record is from RefSeq and is a predicted model, not a curated record.